GCUUUUCUGUAAAUUUCCUGCCUCUCCAAUCAAAACCAUCCAUUCCAAACCCCCACUCGCUCCACCCGUCGGCGGCGCUACCGCCAGAGCCACCGGCUCCCCACACCUCCGAUCCGGCGCCGCCACCCCAUCUUCUGUCAGAUCCGGCGCCGCCGCGCCCUCUCGUCUCCUCCUUCUCCCAGAUCGGGAGCAGCCGAGCUCGGCGGAGGAGCAGCAGCAGCGACAUCUCAAGCACAGGCAGUAUGGAUGGGACAAUGCAUGCUCCAAGCGGUGCCGAGGCACGUGUUGCUGCCCACCCUAGCGUGAACGCCAAUGGCGCUGCCAGGCACUUGCAUGAUGAAUGGCUGGAAGAGUAUGAAGCGGGUGUUUUCAUGAAGCUGAAGGACCUCGGUGAUGGCACCCGAGAGCUGAAGAGGGUUCGGUUCAGCAAAAGGCGCUUUGGGGAGCAUCAGGCUGAGAAUUGGUGGAAAGAGAACCGGGAGAAAGUUUACGAGCGAUACAAUAUAAGGACCUCCCAACAAGCGUCGUCAGCAGCCCCAACCCACUCGAUCGGCCUAAUAACGUACCUUCCUGUUUCUUCACGCACAAACUGCAAGGCCAACCAUCAACGAGUAGCAGCAAAUCGUGAACGAAAUUAAGGGUUAUGUCAUAUGUGUACUGGGGUGUAGACCGCCAUAUGUGACCUUUAUCGUCUCUUGGUACUGUGAUAUUGAGACUGGUAAGUAAGGUUCGGUUGGUGCUUAAUCACCAUAGGCCAUAGCAUGGGCCCUGUCCUAGUGUAAUGUACAUAAUGUAGUAGAACUUAUAACCUGUUAGUUGUGAGGUUAAUGUAGUCUAUUUAACUGGUUAAUUGGCCUUGUUGAAACCCAGCCCAUUAAUAAUCUUGUUAUGUGAAACAAAAAGUA
This is a messenger RNA of Triticum urartu, 905 nucleotides long. Its product is annotated as PH, RCC1 and FYVE domains-containing protein 1. The record is from RefSeq and is a predicted model, not a curated record. Lineage: Eukaryota; Viridiplantae; Streptophyta; Magnoliopsida; Poales; Poaceae.